Pelagomonas calceolata is the source of this 1624-nucleotide messenger RNA. NCBI's taxonomy places the organism in Eukaryota, Pelagophyceae, Pelagomonadales, Pelagomonadaceae. The record is from the annotation of a GenBank genome assembly.
GGGGCAGGCGAUUAUUGCACGAUUGUACGGCCUUGCAAGCAAGAACUGUGCCGCACCGCUAUGUGCACAACCCAAACAAAUGCAACGCAUGCCAUGCGGCAGCCUCUGAGGUGAAUAAGUGCUGCCCACCACAGAGCCCUAUUCGAGCACUACUCGGCCCGGGCGUGCGCGACCUCAUCCGACGCAGCAACUGAGACAUGCCUCCACCACCACGGCGCCGCCGCAAGCCGCGCGCCAAGUGCUUCGUUUUGCUACCGGUGCUCGGCGCCCUGACGCUCUACGCCUAUGUUGUCCUAAAACAUUUCCGGCCCACGACGGAGCAGCAGCACACGGUGGAGGAGUGGGUCGACGACGACCCCAAGACGCACUUCUUCCGCGAGGAAGCUUUGUUGCAUCAGCCGACGCCGGCCCCGUCCUACUCCACAAAAACGGACGACGCCAUCCGGUCCUUAUACCGCGGGCCGCGGGGCUGCUGGCGCACGCAGGAGCGCGCGCCCGCGCGGGCGUCGAUCCACUCGGCGUUCACCGGUUCAGUAGUUACAAAUGACUCAUUCGUGAGUAUUGCGACACAAUUAGCGCAGCCGGAGCCGUUUCCCGAGAGCAGGGACUUGUGUCGGGUCGAUUUUACGCUCGUGACGCAAGCGUCGGCGGAGCGGCUGUGGAUGCUCGACCACAUUUGCCAGCGGUGGCACGGGCCCAUCGUCAUUUCCGUCUACGCGCCGAUCACGGAGAAGAUCCAGACGGAGCGGGACAAGUGCUACCCGAACCAGGUGGAGUACAUCAUCACGACCGUCAAGCUGCACAUCUACAGCGACCACUCGUCCUACCCGGUUAAUAAAUUGAGGAAUAUGGCCAUUUCGAGAGUAAGGACGUCGCAUUUCUUACACGCUGAUAUCGAUCUCUGGCCAGAUGCUAAUUUACUACCGAGGUUAAAGCGACUGUCGAGCAUGGCGCGGCACAACCACACCUUCGCGGACCCGCGGCAGGCCAUCGUGAUCGCGGCCUUCGCGCGCGAGGUCAAGACGGACUGCGCUUCUUCCACGGCCAAGGCCCAGCGAGAUAAAUACCGCGUCGACCUCAAAUUGUGUCACCGGGAAGCGGACCAGAUCCCCGACUCCUUCGAGACGCUCAAGAAGUGCAUCAUGGCCAAGGACUGCCACAUUUUUGAUCGGUACAACCACGACGGCCACGGCACGACGGAUUAUAGGAGUUGGUUGCACGGCUUUGACGGGGGGAAGAGUCUGAAGCCCGUGUCGUGUUUUGGAUCCAAUAGAUACGAGCCCUACGUCGUGCUGAGGAAGUCGCCGCUCUUACCCAUGUACGAGGAGCGGUUCACGGGCUACGGCAAAAACAAGAUCGAGCAGAUCGUCCACUUGAGGUAUGCGGGCUGGCGCUUCCAGGUUUUGGGGAGAAGUUUCUUGACGCACUUCCCGCACCACAAGAGCGCGGCGCGCGUCGAGUGGGAGGAGACUCAAGAUGCGGACGGCAACACGCACCGCGACCGCAUGGAUCAUUUAUACCGCGAGUUCCUCGCGCAGCUCAUGUACGCCUACGGCGCGCCCGGUUCCAAAGACGAAGCGCACGCGAGGCACACGAAGAUAUGUAAUACUUAAUAUUUAAUAAA